Molecule: messenger RNA, 2212 nt
Organism: Hymenoscyphus albidus
Lineage: Eukaryota; Fungi; Ascomycota; Leotiomycetes; Helotiales; Helotiaceae
Source: the annotation of a GenBank genome assembly
AUGAAGUUGAUGAAGGAUGCCCUUUCGAUUCACUUAUGUAUGUCAGCUUUUGGAAAAGCUUGAGCAACCAUAUCGUGAGAAACGAUUCAUACUACCAAAAGACCUGAAAACUUACACGGAAAACCAAACUCUGCAGUGGUUCAAGAACCAUAGAGACAGACUUGAUGAGUUUGCUACCAACCAUGAUGCAGUAAUGGCUAUGCUUCGUCCAGAAACCUGGGUUGGGCGAGAAUAUCUUGGAGAUGAAGAGGAUUUGGAACCUUUCUUAUGGAGGGCAAUACAAUUCUCAAGACCUGAACGUGCUGAACUACAUAAAUGGAAGACAUAUCCUUCAACCGGGGAUCUUGGAGCUCAGGUUGGACGAAUCUUGGGGAACCGAGAAAACGUAAGUGUUGCUACGAGUCAUACGCUUGACUGGUUAUUUUUCUUAUGAAGUAACGCGUUCAAAAUUCAAGAGAACAGGGUUCAUAGGAGCAUUCAAUGCUGAUACGUUCUCUAGGCCAACAAUUUUAAUAAACCCAAAGCUGAAGAAGUGACAGUGGAAGAAGUAGAUCAAUGCUUACUUGAAAUCGCUGCACAUAAUAACCAAUCUUCACUUGAAAUACAAUCUCUAAGAUCAUCAUGUUUGGUCAAUGAUCCAGACGGCUCUUUGAGGGUCAUCUACUGUCGACUUCGACCUCAAGAGGCAAAAUGGAUGACAAGAUUGCUCCUCAAAAGAACAGAUCCAGUCAAAAUUCCAGCCGAUUUUGGUGUCACGUCCGGACAUUCUAUGCUACCAAACUGCAUAAAGGUUCGUGUUGAGUUGUCGAGUUCAUCUCCUACAACACUCCAUAUUGGCAAAACCGGUCUAGUCAAGGCUAAACCCCAACCUCUGACUCCAUGUACUCCACAAUCCUCGAAUCCAAUAAAUGGUCGUCGAUCACCAACUCCAGAGAGGCGAGAGAGACGUGGUUCGCCCGAAACUGAUUUGCGUCCGAGAAAAAGAGGAAGGAGGAACUCAAGAGGGCUGAAAUCUAUGAACCGUUCUGUUUCGAGGCCUCGUACGAUAGAACAGAAAGAAAUUGGUCAUGUACUUAGAGAGUCUAUACCAACACCUCCGAGUUCCAAACCAAUGCCUCCAAAUCAAAAGCCAACGCCUCUUCCUCCAACUCCAGAUGUCCCUGAAGUAUCCCACCCUCAGCCAGUUACAAAACGACGACGUAUAUCAAGAGAAAGUUCCCCGGGCCCCAUUGUGUUCCAAAAAGGUAUUCUACGGCCAUCGCGUCUAACGAAAAUCACGAAUAAUCCCCCACCCAAUAAGGUCCUCGCCAACUCAAAAGCGACUAGGGAUUCACUCCCAGAAGAGAAGAGUCCCCAGAAUUGUCCUGCGUUUCAAUUGGCCAGUUCUGGUGAAGGACGCAUGGUCUCAGUACCAAAAAUUACUGAUACCCCCGCUUCUUCCUUGUCAGAAGCAGAUCUUGUCUGGGAGAGGACCUCAAGGUCUCGAGAUACACACAAAGCUUCAUCACUUGAAAAGAUCACGGACCAAAAUAUGGCAUCCAGCCAGCCUCCUCUACCCACACCAGCCAGUUCUGAUGCGGCAUCGAAAUCGCCACAAGGAGAGAUGAACCUCGAGGUCGAUGCGACCGAGCCUUCGAUAUCGAACAGCGCAAAGACCAUUCAACCUCAAGACGUACCAAGGCCAUCAGUCGAAAAUCCGCAAUCAUCAUCCUCAACACCAGUACCUCCUACCACUCUCUCAACCUCAACCUCGAACACCACCUCUACCUCCCCCCUCAUAACCGCCGGCAUCGGCCCCUGCUCCCUCAGUCCAAACCCAUGCCCCCUAACCUCCAGCAUCUUCCUCGCCUCUCCCUACCUCCCCUCCUCCGCACAAGAACGUCUAACCUCCUUCCUCCUCCCCAUCCACGGCUGCACAUACAUCACCAACCUCACGGACCUCUUCCACCCCUCCCUGCCCACACGUAAUCACACCACACACACCAGAUACCAAAAGAUCGUGCUCAUCGAACCGCGAGAACCUGCGAUCUCGGCGCGUUUCAUGCAUGAAGUGCAGGAUCACCGACUGAGCCAGGGCGGGGGGUGUGAGUUGAAAAGAAAGGAGAAGAUUCAGAUCUAUGAUUGGAGACUUCUUGAGGUUAUUGGGGGACGGGAGCAUGACGGCCGCGCGAUGGAGGGGGCGUGGGAGAAGUGUUGGAUGGCUACUAUUUAG